Fusarium oxysporum Fo47 is the source of this 2042-nucleotide messenger RNA. RefSeq lists its product as uncharacterized. The record is from RefSeq and is a predicted model, not a curated record. The coding region runs from base 164 to 1909 and encodes 581 amino acids. The transcript has a single exon. Lineage: Eukaryota; Fungi; Ascomycota; Sordariomycetes; Hypocreales; Nectriaceae.
AGGCAAACAUCCUUUAUUCCACAUUCUUCAUUAUCCCCCUUAACUUAUCGCCUAUUAAUAUCCUUCAUUCCCUCCCUCACCAUCCUCUCAACCUAUCGCCAGCAACAUACCCUUUACUAUUCUUCAAGCCUUACCAGUCAUUUUCGCGUCUAUUAUCAUUUCGAUGGCUCCACAAACAAGCCCCAAGCGCAGACUCAACAAUACGUCAACACUUCCUCCAUCCGUUGAGGCCGCCUCUGACGAUGUAUGUCCUCUAUCCAACGGCAACAACCUCAACGACAAUGUCCACCCGGCUGACAAUCAGCAAAGCGAGGAAAGAGAUACAUAUUCUGCAUUAGUACUGGGCAGAGAGAUGUUGGUGCCACUAACAUACGAUCCUGAUACAUACGAUUUUGAUGCGCGAAUGCCGUGGACACCCGAGCCAGAACCCUAUGAUCCCGAAACCUAUUCGGCUUGGGGUAGAAAGCACUUCGGCGAAGAGUGGUACCAAUUGCGGAAGGCUAUGCUCGAGGAAAGGAAUCCCCAUCAUAAGUAUGAACCAGUGUACAUGGGGCGCCAGCGAGCUCUAAGGGUGAUGGAGCCUCAGGCCGAAGGGAGGCCUUUUAGACCAUACUCUUACUUUGUGGGGGACGAUAUCAAAGACGAAGGCUGGAAGCGCUUGUGGGCUCGAAUGUCCAACAACGAGUUAGGCUUUCCGCGCAGUCCUUCCCCACCUCCACCACCUCCACCACCAAGCGACAGCGACAGCGAUAGCGAUAGCUCCGAGUCUCGCGAACCGACGCCUGUCCCGGCAGACCCGUGGGAACGAAUAGAGUACAUGCGAACGUAUUGGCACUUGACCGAGGAGAAGUAUCACUUCCAUAGGUUCUUCGUCAGGGAGGAAAUCAUAGACAGGGCUAGGUCGCGACGUGAAAAUGAGCCGGGCAACAGGCAAGCCCGCGAGAAGCGCGACCUAAUGGAAAGCUUUCGCUACGUGAAUCCUUCACGGUUGUAUAUCGAACAAAACAACAUCCAGGACCAUAUCGACCUCCCCAAGAAGGGCUGGACGCGGGAAGAGAUCGUUACUGUGUAUGAAGCGCAGGUGGGCAUGCUUGAAUGGCCACGGAAUAACUCUGCAACAAGAGGGUCUGGUGAUUUCGGCAAGGAUGUAACCUCGGAAGAGGAAGCCGCAUCGGCCAGCUAUUCCCAGGAGCAUCGUGACGCCUGGAAUCGCUUCUACGGAUCGCAGCCUCCCAAAUUGCCACCGAAUACCAGGGAUUACGGUGUAUGGGAUCUCUGGCUCAAAGGCACCUACGCUCGCAUCUCUCGCCAGCGACGGCGAGAGGCCCUGCUGUCUGAUGCUACGGGCGAUGCUGCAUCAUGUGCGGAAGAGUUACAAAGAAUUGAGGGCGAAGAACAGGGAGACCGUGAGGCUCUAGAAAGGGCCAUUAGAAGGUCAACUGAAUUGACAGAAAGGGCAGAAAGAACGAGCCGUCUACCGCCACCUCAAAAUCAGGAGGAAAUGAAUCAUAGGUUUCGUGUGUGGGAUGAACUCGGCGUCGGUCUCAAGGUCCAGAAUGACCUCGCUCGCGAAUACGGUUUCGCCGAAAGAGUCGCUGGGCACGAAUUACCGCAGCCGCCAGCAACAGCUCCCCAAGCAGGCGGCAUAGGCGAUGCCCCAGGUACUCACAUGCGCGAAGCAGUGGCGCAGUCGUCAGCAACGACACCUCAACCAGCGAGUGGCACUCUUCGCAAAACUUGCGGCGGUCGGAUCACUAAGAACACAUUGACGCACGGGGAAGCCUCGCCUCGAACAGCACCCCAACGUCACAAUAGGCAGCGCAAGACGUAUAAGAAGGAGCGGGCAAGCCGAAGGCUCGCGAAGCUGGAGCCUGAGUAUGGGAUGCUAGAGGAUGCUAGAAGGAGGUGAAACACGACCCUCCUUGCGAUAACAAAGGUAGUGGGCGAAGACGCAUUGAUUAGGUAGAUAGGUAGGUACCUUAUGCACUUUAUCGAGCUCGGUCUCGAGCUUAGUGGCUGUGAUUGUUUGUAUAGAAUGUUAG